AUGGCAAGCCGGGCAAAAGGCGUCACAAGUAUGAACAUUGUCACAAUUUUGGAUGGUAUCAACGAUCGAUUCAGUGUGGGAUUGUACCAGGAUCAGCAGGUAAAUUCACUUGCUUGUGAGAUUGUCAUGUUUGUGCGUGUUGAAAAUCCGGAGCUCUGUGGGUUGGGCAGCCUAGUUGUUGCCAUUGGAAGAGAAGGAGGUGUUGCACCACUGAUUGCACUUGCACGGUCUGAAGCAGAGGAUGUUCAUGAAACUGCUGCAGGAGCACUAUGGAAUCUUGCUUUCAAUGCUAGUAAUGCUUUACGAAUAGUAGAGGAAGGUGGAGUCUCUGCACUUGUUGAUCUCUGUUCUUCAUCAGUGUCAAAAAUGGCACGCUUCAUGGCUGCAUUGGCAUUGGCUUACAUGUUUGAUGGGAGAAUGGAUGAAUAUGCUUUAGUAGGCACUCCAUCUGAAAGUUCUUCUAAGAGUGUAAGCUUGGAUGGAGCUAGAAGGAUGGCUUUGAAACACAUUGAAGCUUUUGUUCUUAUGUUCUCCGAUCCACAAGCAUUUGCGGCUGCUGCUGCAUCAUCAGCUCCUGCAGCAUUAGCACAGGUUACUGAAGGUGCACGUAUUCAAGAAGCAGGACAUCUGAGAUGCAGCUGCAUGCUUCUGUGUGGUGCUGAAAUUGGAAGAUUCAUCACUAUGCUACGAAAUCCAUCUUCUAUACUCAAGGCGUGUGCAGCAUUUGCUCUUCUCCAGUUUACAAUUCCUGGCGGACGACAUGCCACGCACCAUGCUAGCCUCAUGCAGAACUUGGGAGCACCACGAGUUCUGCGUGGUGCGGCUGCAGCAGCAACUGCCCCACUUGAAGCAAAAAUCUUCGCCCGAAUUGUUCUUCGCAAUCUUGAGCAUCACCAGAUAGAUCAUACAGUGUAG
Molecule: messenger RNA, 915 nt
Organism: Sphenostylis stenocarpa
Lineage: Eukaryota; Viridiplantae; Streptophyta; Magnoliopsida; Fabales; Fabaceae
Source: the annotation of a GenBank genome assembly